Molecule: messenger RNA, 6468 nt
Organism: Brassica rapa (field mustard)
Lineage: Eukaryota; Viridiplantae; Streptophyta; Magnoliopsida; Brassicales; Brassicaceae
Product: kinesin-like protein KIN-12C
Biological process (GO): microtubule-based movement; cytokinesis
Molecular function (GO): microtubule motor activity; microtubule binding; ATP binding
Source: RefSeq, a predicted model, not a curated record
AUGUGGGGUCGCUACUCGUUAAUCUUCCUUGAAUCCAAUAUCUUUCAUUAUAACCACCACUUGUAUCCUCACCAUUUUACAUUUAAGCCCUUUGAAACUACAGUAAUUAUGACACACUAAUCAUGGUUUUAAAACUCAUGGGUAAGCAUGUUUAUUUAUCUUUUUUUACAAUAGGGCAUCAUUCGUAAUAAUGAAGAAGCCAAAGGGCUUAUCAUUAGAAAAAUAAACUUGCUGAUUUUGAAAAUCCACUCCCCCCCAAUUCAAAUCUGAGCUUUGAAGGCUACUUCAAAAAGCAUUUAAUUUCAUCCUCAAGCUUCCUUAUUGUUCCAUUAUGAGCACACUGAGCAUUUGAAGAUCCGUGCAUGUCCACCUUGAAAGAUAACAACAGUACACUCUAGCACUCAUGCCCCGUAACGCUCCGAGAAUCGAGAUGCCGGAAUCCGAAGAGAACGAGUUCGCGAGCUUCUCUCUGUUCUCCCCCUCACGAGCUCCUCUGAAUUCGAUACCAGAUCCAAGUCAAUUGCAGAAGACGACUCGUCUCUCCGGUUUCGAUUUGGCUCAGAAACUGGAACUCGCGAGAACGCAGGGUCCGGAGAGGAGAUUCGAAGGUAGAGCUGGUGCGCACGAUUCGAACCCUAGGAUUGUAACUCGUAAUGCGAGAUCUAGGUCGGAGCCAAACUCCGCGCAGAGUACGCCGACUAGGAGCGGCGCUAGGGUUUCUCUAGGCGGCGGUUGUGUUACCGGAGCGAGAGUUGCUCAGUCCUUCGUUGGAAGAGGAAGGAUCCCAAGAGGGAUUUCUAUGGCUGAUUGUGCGGAAACAGCUCCACAUUUUGAGAUGAAUGAAGAUCAUUCGUUUUGGAAAGAGCAUAAUGUGCAGGUUUUGAUAAGGCUGAGGCCAUUGAGCACAAUGGAAAGAGCUACUCAAGGACAUGGUAGGUGUUUAAAGCAGGAGAGUCCACAGACAUUGCUCUGGUUAGGCCAUCCAGAGACCAGAUUCACCUUUGACCAUGUUGCCAGUGAGACUAUCUCUCAGGAGAAACUAUUUCGCGUUGCUGGGCUGCCUAUGGUGGAGAAUUGUUUGUCUGGUUACAACAGCUGUGUGUUCGCCUACGGUCAGACUGGUAGUGGCAAGACCUAUACUAUGAUGGGAGAGAUAUCUGAGGCAGAGGGAAGCCUCGGUGAAGACUGCGGAGUUACUGCUCGUAUUUUUGAGUACCUCUUCUCAAGAAUAAAAAUGGAAGAAGAGGGAAGGAGAGAUGAAAAACUUAGAUUCAGUUGCAAAUGUUCUUUUCUUGAGAUAUACAACGAGCAGAUUACCGACCUCUUGGAGCCAUCCUCGACCAAUUUGCAAAUCAGAGAAGACUUAGGAAAAGGGGUUUACGUGGAAAAUCUUGUAGAACUUAAUGUGAGAACUGUUAAUGACGUUUUAAAGCUUCUAUUACAGGGAGCUGCAAACCGGAAGAUUGCAGCAACUCAUAUGAAUAGUGAAAGCAGCAGAUCCCACAGCGUUUUCACGUGUACAAUCGAGAGCAUCUGGGAGAGAGAUUCCCUAACCCAUUCAAGAUUUGCCAGGCUAAAUUUGGUCGAUUUGGCUGGUUCUGAAAGGCAGAAAAGCUCAGGUGCGGAAGGGGAUCGCCUAAAAGAAGCAGCAAACAUUAACAAAUCCUUAUCCACUCUGGGCUUAGUGAUAAUGUCUCUGGUGGAUUUGGCACAUGGGAAACAUAGACAUGUUCCGUAUCGGGAUUCACGACUUACCUUUCUACUGCAGGAUUCUCUUGGGGGUAACUCUAAAACAAUGAUAAUAGCCAAUGUCAGCCCAUCUCUUUGCUCUACCAACGAGACUCUCAGCACACUGAAGUUCGCACAACGAGCUAAACUCAUCCAGAAUAACGCUAAAGUCAAUGAAGAUGCCUCUGGGGAUGUCACAGCACUCCAACAGGAAAUAAGAAAGUUAAAGGCUCAACUGUCCUCUCUCGUAAAGAGCCAUAACUCAUGUGGGGCUCUUUCAGACUGCAUCGCUUCUCUUGACGAGCCCAGAUAUUCUGGUGCGUAUGAAGUAGCAAGAAAAACACAAGAAGACAAGUGUCACUGUCAGGUGAACAACUCACUGAGAAAGAAGGAGAACGAGGUGGAAAAGGAAUUUGAAGACUGCAGAAAGAUGAACUCUAGUUUGGUCAGAGAACUAGAUGAGAUACAAGCAGGACUUGGAAGAUACUUGAAAUUCGACCAAAUACAAUCCGACUUUGUUGCAUCUUCCACCAGUGGAGCUGAGCAGGUUAAUCAAGAACAUAAACAUUCAAAGUUAGAAACAAUGUCUACUAUUGGUGAAAACAAAGAGGAAGUGGCCUUCUCAGAGAGUAAAAAGUUCAGUUGUAUCAAUGGUGAUACAGACAAUCCUGAUGGCAAUAGGGUCUGGAGGAUAAAUGAAUCACAGGAUGUGCUAGAGGAGAACGGUAGAUCCAUGAAACUGCAGAACAACAAAAGUAGUAUGGGAAGAGAAGUUGUUCCUAGGAUAGAAGGUCAUGAGUUUGAGUUAAGCGGCAUGGUCAAUAACACAGAUGCUGUAAUGAAGGCUGAUGAGGGGGCAGACAGGUCAGUCAUGCAGUUCAAGUUGAGGAAAGUAAUUAAGGACCUCGAGGAGGCCAAAACACUCAAUAGUCAAUAUGAAAAAGAGCAGAAGAUACUUUUAUCUCAACAACAAGAUAUUGAAGUAGUCCGCGAGCAAGUCGAGACAGAAACGGCUAGAACAAUUCUUGAGCUGCAGGAAGAGGUGAUUGCUCUCGAGUCUGAAUUUGAAGGAAGAAUCUGUAAAUUGACUGAAGAAAAUCAAUCGAUGAGAGAUACUAUAACUGCUAGAGAGUCAGAAAUAAGAGCACUUAACCAAGACUGGGAAAAGGCCACCUUAGAACUAACAAAUUUCAUUGUGGAUGGGUCUAAAUCCAUCACAGAUGCCUCUACACAGAUUGAAAGUAUUGUCUGUUCAUUUCCACAUGUGAAUACGUGGAUAGGAGAUUAUGUUGAAAAGGCUGCAAAAGAUUGUAUAAGAAAGGAAGAAACAAUUUUACUUCUUCAGAAAAGCUUGGAGGAUGCAAGGAUAUUGUUAGCAGAGAUGGAUUUGAAGCUGAAUUGCUUAAAGGGUGCAACAAUUGCUCUCAACCAAUUUCAACUGGAUGGCAAUGCUGCAGCCACCGAAGAGAGUUUCCGCGUGAGCACUGAAUUAGACAGGAUGAGCAAGGAGGUAGACACGCUUGAGAAUGACUUAAAUGCAACGCAGUGUUCUAUUCUAGAGGCAGAGCGACAUGCUGAGGCUGCAAUUUCUGUUAAAAAAUGGCUUUCGGACUCUAGAAAUCAACACCAAGUGCCGAAAAAAGUAGAAAAUCAAUCGGUUAAAGAAAGCGGCCCCUCAAGUUCAGUCUUGGCUUCUCUUAGUGCGGAAGGGAGUGCUGAUAUUAAAUUUUCAAUGGAUGGAUAUAUAAGUGAAGCAACAUAUACAAAGGGUGAUGAGCUUUCAACAUCAAGCUCUGACUUUUCAAACUGCAGAUUGCAACAUGAUUGUGCAUUGAACGCAGAGGGCCAAGGAGUUUCAGCUUCUGAAUCUGACGCCCAGGAAAUUCAUAACAGGACCACAUCAGCAGCUUUGUUGGUCAAGAGUGGUUCUGAAGAUUGUGUUUACUGCGGAGAGGGAAGGCAGACUGUACAGAGGCCAUUAACGAUAAUGAUGGGUAGAGCAGAAACGGAACGCAAAUGCAGUAACCAAAGAAUGGAUCCAGUGAGAAGCUUCUUCGAUCGAUUUGAGGCAGUUAAUGCUACCAUGAAAGAAGCUGAUCUCACACUAUGUGAAUUAGUAAAGGCCAACGAAAAAUCAAAAUUUGUAACUGGAAUGUGCCUUCAAACGCAUGAAGAGCAGAUGGUUAAGGAGAAAAAUCUGAUGGAUGAUCUUGAACAGGUGAAGUCUACACUAUUGGCAAAAGAACAGGAAAGUCAAAUCCUGCUAAUGCAAACACAAUCGACUUUGGCUGACAUGGAAAAGUCAGUGUCUUUGCUUGAAGCAUAUCUUCUGGAAACGAAAAGAGAAGUAGGAGAAACAGUAGAGGCCUUAGUUUCUGAUGUUGAACAGAUUGUAUCUGAAAACAUGGAGAGAGAGUUCACCAUGUAUGCAACAUAUCAGUGCCACAUUGGGAAACUGAUGGAUCAAAUUUUGGACCACAGAAAACAGGUUAUCAUUCCCCAAGUUGCGGGGCAAGAAAACCAACAGUCAAUGAAAACGAAGGCCAUUGGGUACAGUGCUGAAGAUGAAGUUACGGGAAAGCUAAAUAGAGUUCACAAAGCUCAUGUGGUCUCAGGUUUCGAAGGUGAAGAAGUUGUUCAGACACAUGAAGGCCUGUUAAAUGAGAAUUUUUAUCUGAAAAAGGAGCUGGAGAGAAAAGAAGCUUUGUUUGAAGGUUUGCUUUUUGAUUUUCGGCUACUCCAGGAAUCAGCAUCAAAUAAAAGAGAUAUCAAAGAUGAAAUGGAUGAGCUGUUUGACGCGUUAUGCAAAGUUCAGAAAGAUUUGGAGGUGAAAGCGAAUCAAGUUCAAGCUCUUUUUGUUCAUAAUGAGAAUCUCGAAAAUUGCUGCAUUGACUUGAAAAAAGCUCUUCUUACGUCGAAGGCAGAUCUAGAGCAGGCCAACGAAAGCAUACAAGUUCUUGAGGAGCAGAACGAUGAGUUAAACGUCCUCGUCAGAGACCUCUGUAUGGAAAAGGUUGCAGCUGAAGAGGGAUUGGAAGAACAAAAAGAGCUUGUCCAAAGGUUAGAAAACGAAAUCCUUCACUUGACUACUACAGCAGAAAAGCAGUUGGUCAAAUCCAUCGAAGAAAACUUGAGGAAAACCAGCGAUGAGAAAGAUCAACUUGUUGAGGAAAUAUGUUCAUUGAAUGAUAAGCUCAAGUUGGCGUAUGCUAUAGCUGAUGAAAAAGAAGCAAUUGCGGUAGAGGCUCGCCAGGAAUCUGAAGCGAGUAAAAUAUAUGCGGAACAAAAGGAAGAAGAGGUCAAGAUUCUAGAAAUUUCUGUUGAGGAACUUGAGCGUACUGUAAAUAUAUUAGAACGACGGGUGUAUGAUAUGGAUGAGGAAGUUAAAAGGCAUCGCACAUUAGAGACAGAGCUCCAAGCUCUCAGGCAGAGAUUGUUUAGAUUUGAGGACCUCACUGGCACUGUGGUCACAACCACUGAAGGCAGAGAUGAAUAUGAGAGUCAACUAUCUACGUCAAAAGAGCUGCAAGGUGCGCAUGGUCAGAUACAAGUCCUCCAGAAAGAAGUAGCAGAACAAACCAAAGAGAUUAAACAGCUAAAAGAGUACAUCUCCGAAAUUUUACUGCAUUCGGAGGCCCAAGCAUCUAAUUACCAGGAGAAGUAUAAGACUCUGGAGGUCAUGAUUCGGGACUUUAAAUUAGAGGACUCGAAUUCGUCAGCUGCAGAGACCGCCAUAUCACAUAAAACUGACAAAAGCUCAACAAGGAGCAGAGGUUCAAGUUCACCCUUUAGAUGUAUAGUUGGGUUGGUACAACAGAUGAAGUUGGAGAAGGAUCAGGAAUUGACCAUGGCAAGAGUUCGUGUUGAAGAAUUGGAGUCACUGCUAGCUGCUAAACAGAAAGAGGUUUGCACAUUGAACACGAGGAUAGCUGCAGCCGAUAGCAUGACUCAUGAUGUUAUUCGAGAUUUACUUGGUGUGAAAAUGGAUAUAACUAGCUAUGCUGAAUUGAUUGACCAGCACCAGAUCCAAAGAGUGGUUGAAGAGGCUAAGCAACAUGCUGAAGAGAUCAUGUCCAAGGACCAAGAAAUCAUCAACCUGAAGAGACAUAUAGAUGCUCUUGUUAAGGAAAGAGAGAGUUGCAUGUCAGAGUUGAACAAGAAGGAUACAGAUGUUCUUGCGACACAGAUAUCUUUGGACCAACUACAAGAGCGAGCUCAGUUGCUUUCUUUGCAAAACGAAAUGUUGAAGAAUGACAAGAGCAAUUUGCUGAAGAAGUUAGCUGAACUUGAACGAACUGUCCGCGAGGCAGGAGCCAGUAACCAACGUGUUCCACAGACAAAAAAGGAUACAGUGUCAUUUAAACUUGCUGAUACUGAUUAUACCAAGAGACUGGAAAACGCUCAGAAGCUUCUUUCUCAUGCUAACAAUGAAUUGGCAAAGUAUCGCAAAACCAGCAAUAAUAUUCCAUCUACAAGAACUCAAGGACAGAGCUCUGGUACAAGAUAUCGGUAAGAGAUUUUCUUACCAAGCUGUAAGUCCCACGUCCAAUUCUAAUUGCUUUAAUACUUUGGGAUGUUGUCUUCUUAAUCUUUUGGAUUGAUUGUGUAUAAGAAUGCAUAUACCAUGUUGUUUGUAUUGGUAUGUUUAUAUUUGUAUGAAAGAAGAGAACAAACUUGUAACCAAAAGAUUAGGGGUUGUUAGAAGCAAUGUGCCAAAAAAGACAAAAAGAUUCUCAUGUC